Lolium rigidum is the source of this 1067-nucleotide messenger RNA. RefSeq names its product probable ribosome-binding factor A, chloroplastic. Gene Ontology annotation, molecular function: ribosomal small subunit binding. The record is from RefSeq and is a predicted model, not a curated record. Gene Ontology annotation, biological process: rRNA processing; ribosome biogenesis. The coding region runs from base 16 to 642 and encodes 208 amino acids. Lineage: Eukaryota; Viridiplantae; Streptophyta; Magnoliopsida; Poales; Poaceae. The transcript is spliced from 4 exons.
CGCACACCGGCGACGAUGUUCCCGUGUCGCCCACUGGUGUCCCCGCCGCUGCCGCGCGCCCUCGCGGCCGCGGCGCCCGUGUCCCUGCGGCGUCUGCCGUCGGCGGCGCUGUCGCUGCGUGUGGUGCGGUGCAUGGCCAAGGAGCGGCGGGUGCGGAUGGUGGCGAAGCAGAUCCAGCGGGAGCUCGCGGACAUGCUGACCCGCGACCCCGUCAUGCAGCGCGCCGUCCUCCCCGAGGCCGCCCUCGGCGCCGACCGCUACCUCUCCUCCCUCACCACCAUCGCCGACGUCGAGCUCUCCAACGAUCUGCAGGUCUGCAAGGUGUAUGUUUCCGUGUUUGGGGACGAGAGGGGGAAGAAGGUCGCCAUGGCUGGACUCAAGGACAAGACCAAGUAUGUCAGGAGCCAGAUAGGCAAGCGGAUGAAGCUGCGCCUCACGCCUGAGAUACGCUUCAUCGAAGACGAGUCCAUGGAGCGUGGAAGCAGGAUUCUUACUAUAUUGGACAAACUAAAGGAGGAAAGGGAGCAGCGAGAAGGAAAGGAUGAAGAAGAAGAUGGAGAAGCUUCAGAUCUAGUGGAAGAAGAAGAUGGUGACUGGGAUGGAGAUGAGCCAGAUGAGGAGGACAUAAUUUAUGUAAAAUAGCCCACUAUGUCUUUUAGAAGCUUGACAUUCUUUCAACUUCGGAACUCAUCAGUUCUCUUAGCAGUUAGUUCCAUGAUGAUGAGAACUCACUCAGUGCUCACAUUGCCAACAACACGCUCCAAGAGUAUCUCAACACUUGAAGAGCAAUACUGAGACAUCUAUGUUGCCAAUUAGAAGCAGGCCAUAGCCUUUCUUUCAAUGCUUCAAUCCGCAGGAUGCCUAAAGCGGGAAUGUAGAGGGUGUGUUAUCAUAUUGUGUUCACUAGAUCAGUAUCUGACCAUUAAUGAGGGACGGUUUCAGUGAUGUUCAUCCUUGCGUGUAUGCUAACUAAUCCUUGUUAUGUGCAGCUGUUGUGUCUAUUGAUCUUACCGAACAAUGGAGGCACUUGCUUUUCACUUUUCAUUUUCUAUUCAUCUUGUACGGUA